GCUCUAAAUCCACAGGACUCGGCGCUAUAUACAGAGUAGCGGGAUAAUUGGAAAAUUCGGUGUAAACGUUAGAUAGUCACAGUGACAUCGGUCUAUGUACUAUCCCAAUACACAAUCUGGUAUUUAUCAGUCUCAAACCAUCUGACCAAACGAAAGAGUUUUCUGUAGGAUCUGAACAGUGAUUUUUGAGCUCUAUAUACGGCGUUUCCCCCAACCGGAGUGCAUAUCCUCGUACUGAUUCGGUUGUCGCAUGGUUGUACGCCCUGACGCCACUUCUAAGGUCCCUUGAACAGUCAGGGGAUGCUAGCUCUGUGGUCUGAGAACUGGGAAACUAUGUGCCAGAUUGAAAAGAGUCGGGCAGUGCUCGCGGGAUACGUCAUCGCUCCGAAUGUUGGGUGUCUCUCAGUAGAGUCUGCCCCAGACAUCAUCUGGGCACUAAAGACGCACAACAGGGACAAGGAACGGACCGUCAUGCGUCGCUCACUUCGCGCUCGCUCGAGUCUCAUGCUGAGUUCCGUGACAAAUAUCCGAAUAUGUGGGGGAUGCAGCCUAAGACUAGUCAGUGGACGCCAGGCAGAUGGUCGGGUCGAAUCCUGGAAUGAUGAUAUAGGCUCUUGGGGGGAGAACCUUAGAGGGAAAAACGACGCCACAAUGAUCAUGGAACACACGACAAGUCAAACACACAAACUAAAUGAACAUGUGGCGGGGCAGGAUAGAACGGGGGGAAUCGAGAACAAACACAAAUGUCCUAUAUCUUCGAGAAUCAGGUCCAGUUCAGUUUGAUACGAUGGACAAGAUAAAUUCCCAGCAGUUGGGAAUCAUUGUCCAACUAUCAAUCGCCAUCGUCGAACGACGAUCCUUCGCCAGUUUCAAUUUCGC
Messenger RNA from Cantharellus anzutake, 879 nucleotides. RefSeq lists its product as uncharacterized. Bases 301 to 783 code for a protein of 160 amino acids. The record is from RefSeq and is a predicted model, not a curated record. The transcript has a single exon. Lineage: Eukaryota; Fungi; Basidiomycota; Agaricomycetes; Cantharellales; Hydnaceae.